GGGCCGGAGAGCCCUAGGCCGGCCGGGCGGCUGUGCGGCCUGCACACCGGCCUGCAGGCCCAGCUCCGGGCACUCCCAGGACAAACACUUAGCGGGCGGGGGGCGGGGGGCGGCCCCACCGGGCAGCCCCAGGGCACUCUAAAGCGAUGCUCAGUUUCCCCCAAACCAGGGGCCCAGCGGAACCCAGCCGGGGAGCCGGUGUGCAGGAGGGCGGCGUGGGCCGGGCCGGGCCGGGCGGAGGGUGGCAUGCCGCUCCCCCAGGGCCAUGGACGCCGUGGAACUCGCCAGAAAGCUGCAGGAGGAGGCCACCUGUGCCAUCUGCCUGGACUACUUCAGGGACCCGGUGAUGACCGACUGCGGCCACAACUUCUGCCGCGAGUGCAUCCGGCUGACCUGGGAGAAGGCCAGAAGCAAGAAGGGGCGGCGGAAGCGCAGGGACGCCUUCCCCUGCCCCGAGUGCCGCGAGCUGUCCCCCCCGAGGAACCUGCGGCCGAACCGCCUGCUGACCAAGGUGGCCGAGAUGGCGCGGCAGCACCCCGGCCCGCAGAGCGCCGACCUGUGCCGCGCGCACCGGGAGCCGCUCAAGCUGUACUGCGAGGACGACCGCAGCCCCAUCUGCGUGGUGUGCAGGGAGGCGCGGGAGCACCGCGCACACAGGGUGCGGCCGGUGGAGGAGGCCGCGCAGGAGUGCAAGCCGGACCCGGCCACGGCGUACCCCCACCUCCUGCUGUACGAGAGCCGCCAGCGCCGCUACCUGAGCGCCCCGCCGGACGGCGUGCCCUGCGGCCGCGACAGGUUCCUGGCCUACCCCUGCGCGGUGGGCCGCGAGGCCUUCUCCUCGGGGCGGCACUACUGGGAGGUGGGCAUGAACCUGACCGGCGAGGCCCUGUGGGCGCUGGGCGUGUGCAGGGCCGACGUCAGCCGCCGGGACCGGGUCCCCAAGCGCCCCGAGAACGGCUUCUGGGUGCUGCAGCUGUCCAAGGGGAAGCGGCAGGAGCCGCCGGCACCGGCGCCGGAGGAGCCCGGCCCGGUCACGCUGACGGAGCCCCCCAGCCACGUGGGCGUCUUCCUGGACUUCGAGGCCGGCGAGGUGUCCUUCUACAACCUGCGGGACGGCUCGCACCUGCACACCUACGCCCAGGCGGCCUUCUCGGGGCCGCUGCAGCCCUUCUUCUGCCUGGGGGCCCCCAAGUCGGGCCAGAUGGUCAUCUCCACCGUGACCCUGUGGGUGAAGGGCUGACGCGGCCGGGCUGCCUGGGCUCCGCGGCCGGCACAGCAGCCUCGAGGCGCAGAGUAAAGCGCUCCGCCAGGUGAAGCCCGAGGCC
Messenger RNA from Condylura cristata (star-nosed mole), 1325 nucleotides. It is a transcript of the gene TRIM17, whose product is annotated as tripartite motif containing 17. The coding region runs from base 266 to 1240 and encodes 324 amino acids. The record is from RefSeq and is a predicted model, not a curated record. Lineage: Eukaryota; Metazoa; Chordata; Mammalia; Eulipotyphla; Talpidae. Gene Ontology annotation, molecular function: protein binding; zinc ion binding. The transcript is spliced from 2 exons.